This is a messenger RNA of Physcomitrium patens, 1095 nucleotides long. The record is from RefSeq and is a predicted model, not a curated record. NCBI's taxonomy places the organism in Eukaryota, Viridiplantae, Streptophyta, Bryopsida, Funariales, Funariaceae.
UCGGAAGAAGCGGAGGAGCACUUGCGCGAUGUGGAGACUUUGGCCAGGACGGGAGUGAUGGUUGCCAUCGAGAGGGAGUUGGUGGGGGUGGUGUCCAUCGCGGAUCCAGUGAAGCCGGAAGCAGCCAGAGUAAUCAGCAUCCUCAAGUCAAUGGGCGUGCGCAGCAUGAUGGUCACGGGGGACAACUGGGGCACAGCCGUGGCGAUUGCGAGGGAGUUGGGAAUCGAGAGGCCAUGCGUGCACGCAGAGUCGUUGCCAGAAGACAAGGCCAGGAUCGUGGAAGAAAUGCAGGCGGCAGGGACGUCGGUGGCCAUGGUGGGGGACGGCAUCAACGAUUCGCCAGCGUUGGUCGCAGCGGACGUGGGGAUGGCGAUAGGAGCGGGGACGGACAUCGCGAUCGAGGCGGCGGACAUCGUGCUGAUGAAGAGCAACCUGGAGGACGUGAUCACAGGGAUAGACUUGUCACGGAAGUCGUUCUUCAGGAUCUGGCUGAACUACGUGUGGGCGUUGGGGUACAAUGUGCUGGGCAUCCCCAUAGCUGCGGGGGCGCUGUUCCCAAGCACGGGGUUCCGGUUGCCUCCGUGGGUGGCGGGUGCAGCCAUGGCGGCGUCAUCGGUGUCGGUAGUAUGUUCGUCGCUGUGGCUGAAACGCUACAAAAGGCCGAAGGUGGUGGAGGAGAUAGACACGAGUGUACAGCGGUAGUAGGCGCGGAGCACGUUCCAGUGCCUUCUCACAGUUUUGCGAAGCAGAUCAGUUUUGCACAGCGUCUUCGGGGAGCUGUAUUUCAGGCGGCGCCCGCUCGUGCCUGGGCUCAGGGGCGGGUGUCGCCUCAAACACAGCGCUCUGGGUGACAUGUAAAUAGAUAUAUUUUUUUUUCAUUUUAUAGUAUUUGUGUUCACCUUUGAUAAUUUUAGGGUAGGAUUUUUUAUUCAUUCAUUAGUUUAUUUUGUUGUGGGCAUUUUUAUUGAUGAUUUUAUUUUGAAUAUUUUAUGUAUCUUAAAAUUCUAGUAAUUGAUACUCAAAUCAUUAUAUAAUUCGAAUUAAAUGGGAUUCAUCUACAGAUACUUGUAAUUUAAUACAAUUUUUCUUGUUCAA